Molecule: messenger RNA, 4948 nt
Organism: Pogoniulus pusillus (Red-fronted tinkerbird)
Lineage: Eukaryota; Metazoa; Chordata; Aves; Piciformes; Lybiidae
Gene: ZNF148
Product: zinc finger protein 148
Exons: 7
Coding region: 274-2712 (812 amino acids)
Biological process (GO): regulation of transcription by RNA polymerase II
Cellular component (GO): nucleus
Molecular function (GO): RNA polymerase II cis-regulatory region sequence-specific DNA binding; DNA-binding transcription factor activity, RNA polymerase II-specific
Source: RefSeq, a predicted model, not a curated record
GGUGGAAAAAUGAUGCUAACUUGUAUCAAUUUUUGCAGGUGUUCAUAUGUUUUGCUCAAAAUCAGACUAGGAACACUAAUGAUCCAAUCUGGACUUAAAAGCUAUCUUGAUAUGUAAAAAAGUUUUCAUAUCUUCAGGCAGUGUUAGUUUUCCAGUGUUCCACUGCUGGUGUUUGGGAUUCAUGCAUGUGUCCAGUGACAGCUGUCAUCUGCAGAAGCUUUGGCUGUGCUGGGAAGCUGUACAGCUCUUGAGGCCUGGUUUCCUGUGGAUUUCAUGGGAUCUGCAGACUUCUGGUACAGGAUACAGACAGAUUCACUGGAGAGGUUAUUGCACUUAAGAAUGAACAUUGAAGACAAGCUGGGAGGAUUAUUUCUUAAAUGUGGUGGCAUAGACCAAAUGCAGUCAUCCAGGGCUAUGGUAGGGAUGGGUGCAGUAUCUGACCAGUCCGGAGUGUCGGGAGAACGGCAAGAAUCAGUGCUUCAAGAUCGGACUAUGGCACACCAAGAAAUUCUCGCCACAGAUGAAGUGUUACAGGAGAGUGAACUUCGACAGCAAGAGAUGAUUUCUCAUGAUGAACUCAUGGUCCAUGAGGAGACGGUAAAAAAUGAUGAUGACAUGGAUACGCAAGAUAGACUUCCUCAAGGGCUGCAGUAUGCUGUUAACGUCCCUAUCAGUGUAAAGCAAGAAAUUACCUUUACUGAUGCAUCUGAACAACAGAAACGAGACAAAAAACAAAUACGAGAGCCAGUAGAUUUGCAGAAAAAGAAGAAAAGAAAACAGCGUUCACCAGCAAAAAUCCUUACAAUAAAUGAGGAUGGAUCACUUGGUCCGAAAACCCACAAAUCUCAUGUUUGUGAGCAUUGCAAUGCUGCCUUUAGAACCAACUACCAUUUACAGAGACAUGUCUUCAUUCAUACAGGUGAAAAACCAUUUCAGUGCAGUCAGUGCGACAUGCGUUUCAUACAGAAGUACCUGCUACAGAGGCAUGAGAAGAUUCAUACUGGGGAAAAGCCAUUUCGUUGCGAUGAGUGUGGUAUGAGGUUUAUCCAGAAGUAUCACAUGGAAAGGCACAAAAGAACUCACAGCGGAGAGAAGCCUUACCAGUGUGAAUAUUGUUUGCAGUAUUUCUCCAGGACUGACCGUGUGUUGAAACAUAAACGUAUGUGCCACGAGAACCGCGACAAGAAACCGAACAGAAGUGCCACCAAAGUUGGCUUUUUGCCAUCAGAGGAAGAUUCUGGUUUCUCCACGCCGAUGAAAGACAGCUCCUUGCCAAAGAAGAAAAGGCAGAAAUCAGAGAAAUCAAAAUCUGGAGAUAAGGAAGGUAUGGAUAAAUCAGAACAGAAGAAGGACAAAAAUGACUAUUUGCCUUUGUACUCUUCUAGUACUAAAGUAAAAGAUGAAUACAUGGUAGCGGAAUACGCUGUGGAGAUGCCACAUUCUUCGGUGAGCGGAACGCACUUAGAAGAAGCAAAUUCUGGAGAAAUACACCCACCUAAGCUCGUUCUCAAAAAAGUUAACAGCAAGAGGAGUCUGAAACAGCCACUUGAGCAGAGUCAAACCAUUUCACCUUUAUCUACAUAUGAAGACAACAAGGUUUCAAAGUAUGCCUUUGAUCUUGUGGAUAAGCAAAGUUUACUGGACUCUGAAGGUAAUGCUGACAUCGAUCAAGUUGACACAUUACAGGAAGGGCCCAGUAAACCUGUACACAGCAGCACUAAUUAUGAUGAUGCAAUGCAAUUUUUAAAGAAAAAGAGGUAUCUACAAGCAGCUACUAAUAACAGAGAGUAUGCCUUGAAUGUAAGUACCAUAGCAUCUCAACCUUCAGUAACACAGGCAGCUGUGGCCAGCGUCAUUGAUGAAACGGCUACAGCCUCAAUAUUAGACACACAGGCGCUGAAUGUUGAAAUUAAGGGUAACCACGACAAAAACGUCAUUCCAGAUGAGGUACUGCAAACUCUGUUGGAUCAUUAUUCUCACAAGGCUAAUGGACAACACGAGAUAUCUUUCAGUGUGGCUGACACUGAGGUGACCUCCAGUAUAUCAAUCAAUUCUUCUGAAGUGUCUGAGGUCACUCAGUCUGAGACAGUUGGAACAAGCUCUCAAGCUUCCUCAUCAGAUAAAGCUAGUAUGUUACAGGAAUAUUCAAAAUUUUUGCAGCAAGCUUUGGACAGAACUAGCCAAAAUGAUGCCUAUUUGAACAACCCGAGCCUUAAUUUUGUGACUGAUAACCAGACUCUUACAACACAGCCAGCAUUUCCUUCCAUGGAGAAGGUCUACACAUCUAUACCUGUCAACAGCUUUCGAUCAGGAAUGAACUCUCCACUAAGAACAACUCCAGACAAGUCUCAUUUUGGACUAAUGGUUGGUGACUCGCAGCACCCUUUUCCCUUUUCAGGUGAUGAGGCAAAUCAUUCUUCUUCCUCCUCUACACAGGACUUCUUGGAUCAAGUAACUUCUCAGAAGAAAGCAGAGGCACAACCUGUUCAUCAAGCAUAUCAAAUUAGCUCUUUUGAGCAGCCCUUUAGAGCUCAGUACCAUGGGGCAAGAGCUGGAAUAUCAUCUCAGUUUAGCACUGCCAAUGGACAGGUGAACCUUCGGGGACCAGGGACAAGUGCUGACUUCCCAGAAUUUCCCUUGGUGAAUGUAAACGAUAGCAGAGCUGGGAUGACUUCUUCACCUGAUGCCACAACAGGCCAGACUUUUGGCUAAGAAAUCUUUGUAAAUAAUAUUGGCACUUUAGAACACAUUUGUCAAAAGAGGGUUGCUCUGUAUAAGAUGGAGUUCUGUACAGCUUUUAAGAGCGCUACGUUAAAAGCAAGCUGAUAUUAGCAAGACCAAUAACUGCUUCUUUCUUUUUUUCUGAUUUUUUUUUGGGGGGGGUUUGGUUGGUUGUUGUUUUUUUUUUUUGGUUGUUUGGGUUUUGGUUUUGUUUUUUUUUUUUUUGCCUAGUCAACAGUCAUUGAACUGCCUAAUGUUGGUGACCCUAUCAAAGGCAGUUUAUUAUUCACUUGUUUGAAUCCAGACAAUAUUUUACCUUCUAUGAAAUUUUAAAUAAAAUCCCCAGGUAAGACUUUACCCCAGUUUCCUCACUGGUAUCCUUGUACACUUUUUGGGAGGACAGUUUAUUGUUUGAUACUAUUCAUACUGUCAUUUCCAAGCUUGUCAGCAUAGUCAUUGCUCUUCAGCAGGGAAUCAACGCGUACUAAACACACAGAAUAAACAAGUUUCAAAAUCAAGCAAAUAGGCCUUUAAAAGAUGACAUUUUCUAGGAAAAUAAUCUUUCUUCUAUCUCUUUCAAAAAUAAUUUUAGACCAUGUGCCCUUUAUUCCUGCUUUGAAUUACCUAUGAGUUGUGUUUGGAGGAAGAAAUGAAUUCUGAUAGACUAACUACUAUUUAAAAGUCUAAUUAAUGUAAAACACUUUAAACACUGUUUUUUUUGUUAAGCAAAAUGCCUAACUGCUAAAGCCUUUACUUCAUUCCUGGAGUAAUGUGUAUUUCUUUGUACCCAGAUGUAACUUUUUAAUGACUUUUUGACACGCAGAUACCAAGAUGUUGAAGUUUUAGUUAAAGUCCUCUGUUCCCCGUUGCAUAAUGCUUACACAAACUGCGUAUUCCAAGGUUUAAAAGCUUAAUUGUACCUUACCCUACAUAUUCAUGAUAAUUAACACAGAGCACUUAGACAACUUGAUAGUUUUUGGUUUCUCGAAAAGUAAAACCCCUCUUUAGGGUUUGAUACGGUUGCGUCAUUUUCAUCUCAUACAGCUCCAGUAAUUCUUUCCAGUUUUCUCGCGAUUGGGUAUCCUUAGCUUCUCUAAAAACUGUUUUAAUUCUUUAAUGCCUAGCAUUUUGGCAGUUCAGAUCAUUAAAUUUAUCAAAGUCUCCCUGAAAGCUGAAGAAGUGGGCAUUCAAGUUCCCUAUCUUUUUAGUGUUUGCUUAGUGAAAGUCAUUACGAUUUUACCAACCAAAAAAUAGUGCUAGUCAACAGGAUUUCUUCUCUUUUCUUUUUCUGGCAUAGGCAAGAGUGAUCAGAGGUUUUUGUUGCAUUUCACAGUAUAAAUAAACUACAAAGUUUAUCCCUGUACCAUGAAUAUGGGUUUUUUAAUAGUACUUUGUCUUGAAGUAUACAGUAUGGUACGAUAAGUAGUUCUGUGUGCAUUUUUAAGGUGGUAAGAUUUGAGUAGCAUAACUAUUGUGUAGUUUAAUUUAACAAGUUACAGGUUUUUGAACUGUAUGUUCAUUCUAUUGCACCUUCCCUAAAGGGACACUGUCUGGUAGUUUAAGGCAGUUUAAGCCUGAUGUGGGCUGAUUAACCAGGGAGAAAAAAACAAACAAACAAACCACACACACAUGUCUAUGUAUAGGUAUGUAUGUAUAUGGUGAUUUUUACUUUAAAAAUAGGAUUGCGUACAUCCUCUGACAGCACUAUUGCUAGCUGGUAUCCCUCAGAUGAAGCCAUCAGCUAGGAGAAAAGACUGUGUCUCGAGGGGCCACAAUACCUUCUGUCCUUUAAGAAAGGACAUGCAACAUUUCCCAUCUCUUUCCAAAGCAGUAGCAAUAUUUUUCUAGAUCUUCAUUACUAGGAAACCAAUCCCACUCUGUCUCCUUUCCCUUACGGUAGCACAAUUACAGCACUGACUUCACCUGGUACAGCUGAGGGAGAAAGUGCAUUGAUUAUCCAUAGCUUGCUUUAUAUGUUCACAAAAAAAUGCAAUUUAUGUAAACUUCUAACUUGAUACUUCUGUAUAAGAAAACAAGUUCUGGUUUAAUCAUUGACCCUGUGUGUAAUAUAGGAAGCCGUUUCGGCGUGCUAUGGUUAAUGGUAAUUUUGUCUAAUACUUGGCCCUGUGUUAAGAAGAAUGAACAUCAAGGAAGGAAAGUAAAUUCCUUAUGGAUUAUUAAUGAUACAUGUAAAGAAAAAUUUUUGGAAAGAAUAUUUUUAAACUGA